Messenger RNA from Pisolithus orientalis, 653 nucleotides. Its product is annotated as DASH complex subunit Dad3-domain-containing protein. Gene Ontology annotation, cellular component: DASH complex; mitotic spindle. Gene Ontology annotation, biological process: attachment of spindle microtubules to kinetochore. NCBI's taxonomy places the organism in Eukaryota, Fungi, Basidiomycota, Agaricomycetes, Boletales, Pisolithaceae. The coding region runs from base 50 to 349 and encodes 99 amino acids. The record is from RefSeq and is a predicted model, not a curated record. The transcript is spliced from 4 exons.
CGUUCACGCGCUCUCCUAAUUAGUCCUCACUAAUACUCAACAUGCAACCAUGUCUACCAACCAUGCUGAUAUCUUCAAUGUGAACCCAUACGAGGCCCAAGCGGGUCUUUCGACCCUUGAAUCGGAGGUACUAUGGGAGUAUGCGAAGUUGGCCCAGCAUGUAAGGCUUUUGACGGCAAAGACUAAAGAGCUGAGCGAGCAGCCGGAUCAGAAUUUGGUCGCACGCCUGAGAGUUCUGGAGAGAAAGAUGGGACUUGUGUCCAUUCUAUUUAAAGCUUCUGUCUGGGGUGUUAUCAACGAGCAAUCAGCCAUCAGCGUAUCCGAACAGUAUGCGGACGAAACCAUGUAAUGUUUCUAGCUCGGUAGAUACUGAUUAUUUGGAAAAGAUAUUUCACGGUAUGUUCGAGGAGGCCGGCAGCUGAUAGGGGACAAGCUAUCAAGCGUAAUUUGGUUAUCUCUUGCCCAGGGCACUCCACAGAAUGAAACAUGGUGAAUACGACAACCUACGGUACCCUGACAUUCAGAGCAUAGCGCAUCGACGGCGUGGGAACGAGAUCCUACAACCCUGAUCACGGAUCAAAAGAGACCAUUCCAAAGAGGCAGGCCAUGCUGCAUGGGCAUGUGGUGAAUAGCUAACAUCCGUCUGGCCCGGG